CCUGGCGCUCGGAGGAGUCGCGGGGCAGCGGCGGCAUGGCCCGGGCGGGCGGCGGUGUGCGCCGCUGCUGCUGCUGGGCGCUCGUCCUCCUGUGGGCGGCGGCGGGCGGCCGCGCAGAACUCCGCUAUGCAACUGUGUACUGGAAUAGAGCUGAAAAAAUACUUCAGGUCAAGAAUACACUGGACAGGAGUGGAGAUGCUUAUGGCUUCUACAACAACAGUCUACAGACAACGGGCUGGGGAGUCCUGGAGAUCAGAGCAGGCUAUGGCUCUCAGACCUUAAGCAAUGAAGAUAUUAUGUAUGUUGCUGGCUUCUUGGAAGGCUAUCUCACAGCUCCACAGAUGUAUGACCAUGCUGCAAAUAUGUAUCCCCAGCUAAUUAAGACUCCCACCAUUCGAAGAGGAGUUCAGAAUUUUAUGGCGAAGCAAGACCAAUGGACAAGACAACAAAUCAGAAAUAAUAAGGAUGACCCAUUUUGGAGGCAUGCUGGCUAUAUUAUUGAACAGUUGGAUGGUCUGUACAUGGGAGCCCUCGAGUGGGCUAAGCUACAUAAAAUAACACCACUGAGCAACUUUGAUGUCCAGUUUCUGAAUGCAGUUGGAGACCUGUUGGACCUUAUUCCUGCAUUAUUUGAUUAUUCUGCACGGGGUGGACAAUGCAAUGUGGAUUCAGGAGGCCAUGGAAAAUACCAGUGGGACAUGGGACACUGCUCUGCAUUGAUCAAAGUUCUACCUGGAUAUGAGAAUAUAUACUUUGCUCAUUCCAGCUGGUUUACUUAUGCAGCCACACUGAGAAUAUAUAAGCAUUGGAACUUCAAUAUAGUUGAUCCAUACACCAGCACCAGCCGUGUCUCAUUCAGUAGUUACCCAGGCUUUUUGGUGUCCCUGGAUGACUUUUACAUACUGGGCAGUGGCUUGGUAAUGUUGCAGACUACCAACAGUGUUUUCAAUGAAACCCUCAUUAAACAAGUGGUGCCUGAAUCUUUGCUAGCUUGGCAGAGGGUCCGCAUUGCCAACAUGAUGGCAAAUGAUGGCAAAACUUGGGCAGAGACCUUCUCAAAGUGCAACUCUGGAACCUACAACAAUCAGUACAUGGUUCUAGACCUGAAGAAGGUCAAGCUGCAGAGGAGCCUUGAUGAUGGUGCAUUGUACAUUGUUGAGCAGAUCCCAACCCUUGUGGAGUAUUCUGAUCAAACAAAUGUUCUCCGGAAAGGUUACUGGCCUUCAUACAAUAUCCCUUUCCAUGAAAAGAUUUACAAUCUCAGUGGGUAUGCAUCAUACGUUGUCAAGUAUGGCAUGGAUUUCUCCUAUGAGCUUGCUCCAAGAGCCAAAAUCUUCCGUCGAGACCAGGGCAAGGUGACCAACUUGGAAAGCAUGAAGUACAUCAUGAGAUACAACAACUAUCAGCAUGAUCCUUAUGCUGAGCACAAUCCUUGCAAUACCAUUUGCUGCCGGGAAGACCUGAAUCCUUCUUUACCAGUGCCUGCAGGCUGCUAUGACUCCAAGGUGUCGGAUUUCCGCCUGGCUGCAGCGUUCACAGCCUCUGCCAUCAAUGGCCCUCCGGUGCAGGGCGGUCUCCCUGUCUUCAGCUGGACACGGUUCAACCGCACGCGGCACCAGGGCCUGCCUGAGUCAUACAACUUCGAUUUUGUCACCAUGAGGCCGAUCCUGUAAAACCAGCGUCAGUAUCCACUAGUGGAUUUUUUUUUUAAUGGAAAUAUUAUUUCUUGUGUAAUAAAUCAACCUGGAUGUCCACAUCCCUGUGCCUUAUACCUGCCUUCCCAUGUCCUGCCUGCUAGGCACUUUGUACUGAUAUUGGCUGCUUCACUGCAGCCCAAAGCGAGUUCCUCUUUUCUGAGCUGUUUGGGUGGCCCUUCCUCUGAGCAGGAUUGAUGAGAAGCAGGUGGCAGAGCUUUAUGUUGAUCUGAGCCAUCAUCACAGCUGUUCCCAGAGCAGGAGGGAACAGCAAUGCCACCAGUGAGAGUGAUCUGUUUCUAGUAGCAACAUGGAACCUGUGUCCAGAGCUGGGCCAAACCAGGUGGCUGCUUUGGGCUGUGAUGGCCUUACCCCAGUGCUGGCUCGAUGUCUGCCUUUUGUCUGAGUUGUGUGCUGCCAGUUGCUUCCCAUCAAGUGUGUGUUCUCCAUGGCAGAUCUGUCUGUUCUGUACAGGAUGUGACUUUCAGUGGCACUGUCAAGACUUCCUUUGUGUGGUCAGAGAAGCUGGCAAUGUCAGGCUGCAAAAGAGGGUGAAGGGAAGCAGCCUGGUGCUUUGGAAAUGCCCCUGGCUGCAGGGACAGAAAUGUGAUGCAAUUGAUCUCUUGCAAGGGAUCUCUCUCUUGGAAUGGAUCAGCCUAUGCAGUUGCUCAGUGCCAUCUUUGCCUGCUCUCUCAGAUGUGGCAGGGGAGUGUGACAGUGAGAUGGUGUGAGGGCCAGGGCUGUGCACAUUACUCUUAGCUACUUGUUUACAUCAAGGAGUCAAGUCACUAGGCUGUUUUGUGCUAGAUGUUCUGUGUGUAAUUAAGUAAAACAAAAUAAACAGCUUUUUCCUCAUGUC
Lonchura striata (white-rumped munia) is the source of this 2553-nucleotide messenger RNA. RefSeq names its product phospholipase B domain containing 1 (gene PLBD1). NCBI's taxonomy places the organism in Eukaryota, Metazoa, Chordata, Aves, Passeriformes, Estrildidae. Gene Ontology annotation, molecular function: glycerophospholipase activity. Gene Ontology annotation, biological process: phospholipid catabolic process. Gene Ontology annotation, cellular component: extracellular region. The record is from RefSeq and is a predicted model, not a curated record.